GUGAAACAGAACUCUCUCCGAUCCUACAUUGGUGUAGUUCCUCAGGACACUGUUCUUUUCAAUGAUAACAUCCGUGAAAACAUUCGCUAUGGACGCAUCUCUGCAAGUGACCAAGAAGUAGAAGAGGCUGCAGUGGCUGCUGAUAUCCACCAUAAGAUAUUAUCCUUUCCAGAUGGAUAUGAUACUGAGGUGGGUGAAAGGGGUCUGAAGUUGAGCGGAGGGGAGAAACAGAGAGUGGCCAUCGCUCGCACAAUCCUAAAAUCCCCUCGCAUUAUUUUGCUUGAUGAAGCUACAUCUGCUUUGGACAGUCAAACAGAGCGUAACGUUCAGGCUUCUCUCGCUAAGGUGUGUGCCAACCACACCACUCUAGUCGUGGCACACAGGUUAUCCACCAUCAUCAAGGCCGAUCAGAUCCUGGUUCUUCAUGACGGGCGGAUAGCAGAACAAGGAAGGCACGAGGAGCUGCUGGCCAUGGGGGGACUGUACGCAGCCAUGUGGUUAAAACAGCAGCAAACCCCAGAGUCAGAGGUCUCUACAGAUGAACAACCGCAGGAGCCACAGCAGAGUGGCUGAAGCUGAUGGAGCAGCGAUGAUGAAUGGGGAUGGGUGAAAUCAAUCAGGAAAAUGGUAAAAGAGUUCAUCUCAGACACGGCCACCAGACUGCACAAAAGUAAUAAACUACGAAGAGUGUUUCUCAGGGAAAGGUGUCAUUAAAAAUCUACCAAUCAUUGAGUACCUCUAAAUAUGUUAAAGGGUUAGUUCACCCUAAAAUGAAAAUGGUCCUCAUUUACUCAUUACCCUCAUUUUGUUCCAAACUUGUAUGACUCUUUUCUUCUGUGCAAAAUAAAAGCAGAUACUGUGUUUUGAUUUUGAGUGGUGGCAACCAGUGGUUCCCAUUGACUUUCAUUGUAUGCACAAAAACCACUGACAUUUCUCUUCUUUUAUGUCUCACAAAAAAAGUCAUACAGGUAAAUAAUGACCGCAUUUUCAUUUUUGGUGAAUUUUCCCUGUAAUGCUUAGGAAACAGCAUUAGUAUAAAAAUACUGUCAUGUGAUGACUAUAUUCAGUCAUUUCUGUUACAUUGGUUUUUUCUUUAUAUUACAUGUAACACUUUUGUUUACACUUCUAUCCAUCACUGUAAACUGAGGAGAUGUGGAGGAAUCUCUGUCGUCUACUGAUGGGAAUUGUAGGUAACAUGUUCACUUGCUCAGGGUCAUGUUUCUUUCAUUA
This is a messenger RNA of Sinocyclocheilus rhinocerous, 1230 nucleotides long. RefSeq names its product ATP-binding cassette sub-family B member 6, mitochondrial-like. Gene Ontology annotation, biological process: transmembrane transport; heme transport. Lineage: Eukaryota; Metazoa; Chordata; Actinopteri; Cypriniformes; Cyprinidae. Gene Ontology annotation, cellular component: vacuolar membrane. The transcript has 5 exons. Gene Ontology annotation, molecular function: ATP hydrolysis activity; ABC-type heme transporter activity; ATP binding. The record is from RefSeq and is a predicted model, not a curated record. The annotation marks the transcript as partial.